Molecule: messenger RNA, 4161 nt
Organism: Exaiptasia diaphana
Lineage: Eukaryota; Metazoa; Cnidaria; Anthozoa; Actiniaria; Aiptasiidae
Product: TNF receptor-associated factor 4
Exons: 6
Coding region: 640-1758 (372 amino acids)
Biological process (GO): tumor necrosis factor-mediated signaling pathway; regulation of apoptotic process; protein K63-linked ubiquitination
Cellular component (GO): plasma membrane signaling receptor complex
Molecular function (GO): zinc ion binding; protein binding
Source: RefSeq, a predicted model, not a curated record
CGCGUUCAUUACUUGCGCUAUCAUGAAAUCAUCAUUUUGUUUCAAUACUAUUCACUGCACUAUUUUUUAGCUUUAACGCUUGUUAGCUUGAUUGCCGCUUCAAGAAAAAAUUUGAACAAGCGAUUUGUUUUUCCUGAGGUUUUGUAUGAAAAUUUUCCCGCGAAACUUCCCGGGAACUAUGUUACAGCUUGAAAUUGUCAACUUAUGUUUCCGCGCGUUUCAUAGUUUUUCAGUUUUGGAGGUUUUGUAGAAGGCACACGAUAUCUUAUUAAUAAAAAAUAGCAGUUACACUGAAUUUCGUGAUUUUUACUCUGCUCUGUAAAAUGUAAUCUGUUCACAGMCUACUAUGGUCGCUUUGCCCGAGGGUAAAACAGGCCUCAUAAAACAAUCUGUGGGGUGGUAUAUUGUAACGAUUCUCAGCUGGCCUUACCAGUCUUUCGUCGCAAGCCUGUUUUUUUUUUCAAUACCCACAGUCUGUCAUCUAUGAAGCAGCGCUUCUUAGCCAGUUAAAAGGCAUAGGCUAGUGAGAAACUGUACAGGUGAUAGAUCUCAAUUGUCUUGAGCGACCAUAACAUUGCCAUACAUACGAUAUUCAUUAAUCAUUUAUCGAUUCAUCAAAUAAUCUGAGCAUGUUCCAAGAUGGCGUCCGUCUCGGCAGUAAAUUCGCAAGCCACUGCCCUGUUCAACAGUAGUCAUUCCUCGGCGAACAAGAACCAAACAGGAGGAUUUGAUGCAGAUUUCGUCAGCCCUGUACAUGUAGACUAUCAAUGCCCGAUAUGCCAGUUAGCUUUUCGAGAGCCGGUUCAAACGCGCGAUUGUGGCCACCGAUUCUGUGAGUCGUGUUUGGAGCCGAUUUUGAGGAAACCUCCUUCACUGUGUCCUAUAGAUAGACGUAAUAUUUCGAGAGAUAAGGUAUAUCCAGAUAAAGCAUGCAAAAGAACCGUCCUGUCACUACCUGUAAAAUGUUAUAACAGUGGCACUGAGUGUUAUUGGACUGGUGAACUUGGAAACCUUCCAGCACAUAUGGAAGCAUGCCGGAGGGUUCCUAUCAAAUGUGUUAAUAACUGUGGAAGGACUGAUAUUCCUAGGGAAGAGAUGUCUGCUCAUAUAGAUGUGGAAGGGGAAUGUCCUCUUGCAGUGAUACCUUGUAAAUAUCAUGACAUAGGCUGUAAAGUAAAGAUAAAAAGAAAUGAAUUGGAGAGACAUCAGGAAGAACACAUAGCAAUACAUCUAGAUUUAGCCCAUAUUAGGAUACGAGAAUUAGAACAACGACAGGAGAAAAUUUGUACCAAUGGCAAGUUCUUAUGGAAAAUAUCCAACUAUGCACAACUAUACCAACAGUCAGCUACUAAAAAAGAAAAAGAAAAGCUGUGUAGUCCAGCAUUUUACUCUGGUCAGUAUGGAUACAAGCUACGAGCWGAAGCCUUCUUGAAUGGCCUGGGACAAGGGAAGGGAACCCAUCUUUCACUAUAUGUAGUCAUAAUGAAAGGGGACUACGACUCUGUGCUUCCAUGGCCUUUUCAACAGCGUGUGGACUUUGUACUAAUAGAUCAAGAGGAUGAUAUAAACAAUCGUCAAAACAAAUCAUGGAGAUUAAGUUGUGACCGAAACAGUGACUAUUUUGGAAAACCUAAUAAAGCCAAGAGUUUAGGAUUUGGGUGUCCAAAGUUUGUCUCUCAGGAGACUUUAAAAACAAGAAAUUAUAUUCGAGAUAAUACAGUAUUUAUAAUGAUAGAAGUUGAACCAUUGGACAUGUAAGUAUUUUAGAUGGUCACGUGUAUGAUUAUUUGUUUGGUUACCGAUUUAUUCAUACCUUUGUAAGAUGGCAUUUAACUUGAUAUUUUCUCCUUACUUUUCUCCAGUCUAGAGUAAGGAWGGAUAAGCAUUUGAGCCUAAUGUAUUUGCUUUUAUAGGUGUAAUAAUUAGUGUAAAAAUCUUGUUUAAGAGAAUCAAAUAAUGAACCUUUUCACCUUUGUCCUUUUUGUCCCCUUUCACAUUUGUUCUGGUAAAGAUGAAGUUAAUGUUGGAAGUGGGGAAAUGUAACCCAGAAGCAAGCUACUGUAUGAGCAGUAUUCUCAGGCAUAUUCUUGUUAUUUUAUGUUAAUGACUAAUUAUUAGCUAUACUGACUCUCUAUUGGAAAUAGAAUUAUUGGAAAUGAUCCUAGAUAAAGUUUAAACUUACGGUGUAGUACUAGUACUGCUGGUCAUUGAUUGACAGAUGGUUGCUUUCAUUGAAUAAGUCAAUGAAUUUCAACAGCAAUAAAAAUCAGGUUCUUGGCCACAGGAAGCUAGAGAUCUUGUUUUAGAGAUUCAAACUUCCAGCAACCCAAGAGAUAAUAGGCGCAGAACUGAUUGUUUUUAAAAGCUUUUAAGGAUUAGUGGUGCAAAUUUCUCUUGGGAAUUACAUAGGAAACUUCAUUGUAUAUACUCAUAUUUUUGUAUAUUUUACGCUAGUCUACUUUAUUAUACUUUAAGAUUGUCUAUCAUGCAAUAUUUCUCAUGAUGUCCUUCUAUUUAUUUUAUUAAUACAAACRUCAAUUGUUGGAGGAAAAUCAUGCAAUCAGUGCAUCAGUUUUGGUCAAUGUGAAAGACUUCUAGAUUAUGAUAUUAUUCUCAGAAACACAGAUCCUUGAAUUGGCAUGAUAGUUGUAAUAUAAUUAUGAUAAAUGUAAUKAGUGCAGUGCUCUGGACCAGCAGCCAAAAUACAGAUUAUGAAAUAAGUGAAGUACAGUUUUAUGUUAUUUAUUCAUUAUGAAUAAAUACAUUUCUAAUUGUCAACAGUACAAUUAAAUUCUUUAAAGAAGAUUGCAUUGCAAUAGCAUGCUAUGCAAUUUACAUUUCAUUGAUCUGUGUUUCAAUGAAAUUUGUGCAUUUUUUUUUCUUCUCUAGUUUGUUGCACCUUAAAUUAUUAUCUUCUGUUUUCAGGGUAUGAAACUAUAGUGAAGGUUUGGCUAAUAUUGAAUAGCUCUCUGUUUAUCAGCCUUUGUUUUCCCUAUUUAAUCAAACAGAAAUCCCAAGGMACAACAAUAUACAGGCUACUGUUUUCAGAAAACAUUUUUAUUCAUUUGGCAACUGGAUUGUUUUCAGUAUUUUCAAGUUUUUCUGUAUUGCUAGCAGGUUUUGUAAAAAUUGUCUGUUCCUUGUUAAGGUUUCUUGUGCUCUAUCCAAUAAUUGUCAGAGUUGUGUUAAAUAUGAUAAUAUUGUUGCUGCCUACAUGGAGAAAGAGUUCUUAUAUAGAUCUAUACUAUAAUUAUAUUAAUGGUUAGGGAAAGUUUAUAUUUUUCAUUUAAUUAUGUUUGCUUGUUGUUGUAACUGGAAAUAAUUUGAAGAGGUAGCAUGUUGUAGCCUGAUUUUCAGAUGGACCUCGGAUUGAUGCUAAUGCUUUAUCCUAUUUAGAUUGAGUUUUGGGAGGAAAGCGUUUAGCAUUGGACGCAGUCCUAUCUGAAAAUCAGACUAGUCAUAUGUGGUUGGCUAUGAAUCCAAACCCUGCAAUAGAAAAGAGACUUGUAGAGUGCAUGCCACAAUAUACUGUCAAUCCCGUUAAUGUUAAGUCUAAAAUCAUUUGCAUAAUAUUUAGAUCCCAGGUUUAGAUUUUUAUUUUAUUUUUUUAUAUUCAUAUUAUUGUACUUGCUUGGGAAUUUUGAAAAUACCUUUAUGCAAUUGUCAGACUUUGUUUCUGUCUAAGCAAGAGCAACUUUAAUGGGAUUGACUGUACAGUAGUUUCAUUAACCCAUGAAAUACAAUUCAGCAUACUAUACUCUAAUUCUCUUUAUUGUGCUCUUGCCUGUGUAGUAGCCMUAAGGGGAUAUUGUGGAGGGCCGAGUAGGGACACUAUGCAGGGUAUUGUGCUCACUUUCAUGGGUUGAUAAAAAAAAACAUCUGUGAAAUAACCUGCUUUUACUAGAUAUUGCAGAAGAUAAUGAUAACACUAGAAAUGCAUUAACUAUUUACUAGUUAUCUGCAAAGUAAGUAUUAGUAUAUUUGAAUGAAAAUUCAAAGUGUACUACACUAUAGUAAGGUCAGUAAGUGUUAUCAUAUCAAUAUCAUAUCAUUGAUAAGAGGUUCUUUCACAAGAUAUGUUGAAUCCACUCUAAAUCCUCAACAACAAAAUAACAUGGAAAUUAUGUUAUAAUUGAAAAAUAAAAGGCCAAUAAGUUAAAA